Messenger RNA from Onychostoma macrolepis, 1599 nucleotides. RefSeq lists its product as uncharacterized. The coding region runs from base 86 to 1351 and encodes 421 amino acids. The record is from RefSeq and is a predicted model, not a curated record. NCBI's taxonomy places the organism in Eukaryota, Metazoa, Chordata, Actinopteri, Cypriniformes, Cyprinidae. The transcript has 11 exons.
AAAAAAUGACAGAAAUCAAGAAUGACCAAAACCUUCAUGUAAAUUCUAAGAAAUCAUGACUGUUCAGGAUUGAUUCCAGGAAAUCAUGAAACUUUGUCAAAUAUCUAUGAUUACCUACACUGUGGUUGAAUUUGAAAAAGAGAAGACAGUUGCAAUUGUGUGUCGAACUUGGAUUGUGGCAAAUGGAAAUGUUUUGAGCUGCUACUGGCCUUCAUCUGAGCCAACAAAGAAGGCAAAAAAUGGAGAACUGCCAGAUAAGAAGACAUGGAAACUUUUCAAGAUAAGAAUUAUAGAAAAAUCCUUUACGUCAAAUUAUGAAAAGGCUGUGAAGUACCUGAGGCGGGCCGAGGAGCUCUCUAAUGUGGAAACAGAUGGAGACACCCAAAUAAAAAAAAGAGCACAUAAGCGACCUAGUCGUUUUGAAAGUGACACUGAGGAUGAAUGUGUCACACCAGCAAAGCGUCCUCGCUUCCAGUGUCUGGCUGGAAACAGACCUCAAGCUCCUGUCUUUACAGAGAACAGGCAGGAGCAUGAGCCAUUGCCACAAGUCACAUCAGCAAUGCCCUAUCAAAACGGAUGUCAAGUGACAAACGAAGAGCAAAACUACCUCACACUGAAUAGAAAAAUUGACGAAGUGAUCAGAGAGCUGCGUCAGUUUAGAGAAAUCAUAAUGCAACAGCAGCAGCAGGUGGUUGAAGAGCAGGCCCAUGUCGAACAAAUGCAGACAGAAGAAGAGCUGUCAGCGUUUUGUUCAAAACUCAAUGAAGAAAGGUCAUUCAGAAAAUCCAUGAUUGCUUUCAGCGUCAGGUUUUGCUCUGGGACAGUUGGCCAAUCAGUUCGACGAAUGAUGCGGGCAUUUGGGACAAACAUGCUGUGGUCCAACUUCAGUCUGAAAGGAAGAAAAGGGAAAAAAGUGUUUCAGGACCUUCCCAUCAUGCGUCUUAUCACAAGAGCAUGCCUUCAAACAUUUAAGGCUGCUAAGAUGGCAGAGAUAGAGGGAGAAGUGGCAGAGUGUUUAAAACAUGCCCCGCAUAAACGUGGAGGACCAAAAAACCUAAGGAUUGAUGUACACAGAGCAGAAGAUGACGAUGAGGAGGUUGCUUUCUUACAUGCGACGGUGCUGUCCAUGGCUGUGGUGCUGAAUUGGCUGUGCCCGCGCCCUCACUCACAACUCUCUCAAGCCCCGCUUACUCUGGCAGCAUCUCGCAGUGCUCAUUUUCAUACCACGGGUGCUAAACCAGCUUGCAAACUCUCUAAUUAUACAUGCAGAUAUUCAUAUGAGGAGUUUAAGAAAAAAAAAAAAGUUUAUUUCCAACGUGCAGAUUACGUUAUUUUAUUUUUGGGGGACUGAUCAGCCUGUUUGAUUGCUCCUCUGAGUUCGAUUGCUUCAGUCUGUUGUGCUGCUGAGAGGUUUGUGUUUGUAGCUCCGUGUACCUUCGCUUUUUAUUGAAUCUCUACUUUACUUUCAAUCCCUUUUGUCUAAAGUGAUAAUAUAUAACUUAAUUCCCACCAUAUUUCUGGUGUUAUCUUUCAAACUAAUCUAACUAAUUUGAUCGUUCUCCUUUAAAAACCGCGAGUGCAGCUUGUUAGCCCGUUAGC